Messenger RNA from Vanessa tameamea, 7086 nucleotides. It is a transcript of the gene CPR146, whose product is annotated as collagen alpha-1(III) chain-like. NCBI's taxonomy places the organism in Eukaryota, Metazoa, Arthropoda, Insecta, Lepidoptera, Nymphalidae. Gene Ontology annotation, biological process: extracellular matrix organization. The record is from RefSeq and is a predicted model, not a curated record. Bases 189 to 6767 code for a protein of 2192 amino acids. Gene Ontology annotation, molecular function: extracellular matrix structural constituent conferring tensile strength. The transcript has 27 exons.
UAAGAGGUAAUAUAAGAGGCGCAUCUUCGAGUUUGCACAAUUUAGUUUUAAAAGCCAUCCGCUGGAGAGCGGGGCAUGUUAGCGACUUUUAGCACGAUCGGAGCUUAGCCGGCUCUGUAGAGGCUUUACCUUGUGUUGUAUAACAGGAGCAAGACAGUGCUGAGGCCCGAACGGCCAUCUCCCGUGCCAUGGCGCCGGGAAUCCUAUUUUACCUCUUGGCUUCACUGGUCAUCACGAAGGCCAGCGAAGAUGCAGCCGCAACAAGAGCUUUAAUUCAAGCAGACGCUCAAGAAGCACGAGCGUACGGCAAUUAUGGAGAUAACCAGAAAGAAAUCGUAGUUGAUAUCGAAGAUGAAGAGAAAAAACAAUAUUAUGAAACCAACUAUGAUACCAAUGCUUAUGGAUUUGGUUACGAUGUGGGUCCAAACGGUCAGUUUCACCACGAGAACCGAGGACCAGACGGUGUCACAUACGGUUGCUACGGAUAUGUCGACCCCGACGGAUACCUACGAGCCACGCACUACGUCGCUGACAGCCACGGCUAUCGAGUUGUCGAACCCGAAAAACCAGUCGAAGUUUACCCAGAUGCAAAUCACGAAUACGACGAAAAUUCUAUGGAACCAAGCAAGAUACCUGGGCAGAUAGUACCAUGGAAUAAGUUAUAUCUACCUAGUGGAUGUGGCAGAACACCUGGCGGUAUUCCUCCAAAGCCUCUUCCGAAACCGAAACCAAAACCGAAACCACCUAGUCCAGCCCCAGAUAGCGCUAGCCAAACCAGUAACCCGAAACCUGAUGUAGUUUACCCCGGUCAAGGUGGCUAUUACCCUGGUACUGCUGGCACACCAGGAAGUCCUGGUAGUCCCGGCAGUCAAGGUACACCAGGCAGUCCAGGCGGACCUGGAGGCCCAGGCGGUCAAGGCGGAUACUAUCCAGGCUCUGGCAAUGGACCUAACGGACCCAAUGGUCCUUAUGGACCCAACGGACCCAAUGGUCCUUAUGGACCCAAUGGACCCAAUGGUCCUAAUGGACCAAGUGGACCAGGAAAUGGCGGUUAUUACCCUGGUACACCCGGCACACCAGGCAGUCCCGGUUCUCCGGGUGGCCCAGGAGGUCCUGGUGGUCCCGGUGGACCUGGUGGUCCCGGAUCUCAUGGCUCUGGUGGUGGAUACUACCCUGGUUCAGCUGGACCUGGAGGACCCAGUGGACCUAGUGGACCUGGUGGACAAGGACAAGGUGGCUACUACCCUGGUACACCUGGUACUCCAGGUAGUCCUGGAUCUCCAGGUAGCCCAGGAGGACCUGGUGGUCCCGGAGGUCCUGGCGGCCCUGGUGGACCUGGCUCUCACGGCUCUGGAAGCGGAUACUACCCUGGCCAAACUGGACCUGGAGGACCUACUGGACCUAACGGACCCAGCGGCCCCAAUGGACCUAAUGGAUCAGGGCAAGGUGGCUAUUAUCCUGGCACACCUGGUACGCCAGGCAGCCCUGGAUCGCCAGGUGGCCCAGGAGGACCUGGUGGUCCUGGAGGUCCUGGCGGCCCCGGUGGACCCGGCUCUCACGGCUCUGGAAGCGGAUACUACCCUGGCCAAACUGGACCUGGAGGACCUACUGGACCUAACGGACCCAGCGGCCCCAAUGGACCUAAUGGAUCAGGGCAAGGUGGCUAUUAUCCUGGCGCAUCUGGUACGCCAGGCAGCCCUGGAUCUCCAGGUGGCCCAGGAGGGCCUGGUGGUCCCGGUGGACCAGGAGGCCCUGGUUCUCAUGGACCUGGUGGUGGAUAUUACCCUGGUCCAGCUGGACCUGGUGGACCUAAUGGACCUGGCGGACCCAACGGACCAAGUGGACCUGGCGGACAAGGUCAAGGCGGCUACUACCCUGGCACACCUGGCACGCCAGGCAGCCCUGGAUCUCCAGGUGGCCCAGGAGGACCUGGUGGUCCCGGUGGACCUGGAGGCCCUGGUUCACAUGGCCCCGGUGGCGGAUACCAACCUGGUCCAGCUGGACCUGGUGGACCCAAUGGACCGAACGGCCCCAACGGACCAAGUGGACCUGGUGGAUCAGAACAAGGUGGUUACUACCCUGGUACAGCUGGCACGCCAGGCAGUCCUGGGUCUCCAGGUGGACCAGGCGGACCUGGUGGUCCCGGUGGACCUGGUGGCCCAGGUGCACAUGGUCCUGGUGGCGGUUACUAUCCUGGCCAAGGAGCUGGACCUGGAGGACCCAAUGGACCAAACGGCCCCAGUGGACCAAAUGGUCCAUCUGGACCUGGUGGACCUAGCGGAUCAGCUGGUUCAGGACAAGGCGGUUACUACCCUGGUACACCUGGCAAACCAGGCAGUCCUGGAUCUCCAGGUGGGCCAGGAGGCCCUGGAGGCCCCGGCGGCCCAGGUGGACCUGGAGCUCAUGGUCCCGGUGGCGGAAAUUACCCAGGAACACCAGGACAACCAGGCAAACCCGGCCAGCCAGGCUACCCAGGAGGACCAGGACAACCUACACAGCCCGGCUACCCAGGAGGACCAGGACAACCUACACAGCCCGGAUACCCAAGCCAACCAGGACAUCCAGGGUACCCAGGACAGCCAGGCCAACCAGGUACACCAGGACAACCAGGCACCGCAGGCCAACCAGGCCAACCAGGAACACCAGGCGAACCAGGCAAACCCGGCCAGCCCGGCUACCCAGGAGGACCAGGACAACCUACACAGCCCGGAUACCCAGGUCAACCAGGACAGCCCGGAUACCCAGGACAACCAGGACAGCCAGGAUACCCAGGUCAACCAGGUACACCGGGCCAACCUGGCAAACCAGGCCAACCAGGAACACCAGGCGAACCAGGCCAACCAGGCAAACCAGGCCAGCCCGGCUACCCAGGAGGACCAGGACAACCUACACAGCCCGGCUACCCAGGAGGACCAGGACAACAUACACAGCCCGGAUACCCAGGUCAACCAGGACAGCCAGGAUACCCAGGUCAACCAGGUACACCGGGCCAACCAGGCAAACCAGGCCAACCAGGAACACCAGGCGAACCAGGCAAACCCGGCCAGCCCGGCUACCCAGGAGGACCAGGACAACCUACACAGCCCGGAUACCCAGGUCAACCAGGACAGCCAGGAUACCCAGGUCAACCAGGCCAACCAGGAACACCGGGCCAACCAGGCAAACCAGGCCAACCAGGAACACCAGGCAAACCAGGCAAACCCGGCCAGCCAGGCUACCCAGGAGGACCAGGACAACCUACACAGCCCGGAUACCCAGGUCAACCAGGACAGCCAGGAUACCCAGGUCAACCAGGUACACCAGGACAACCAGGCCAACCAGGCCAACCAGGAACACCGGGCGAACCAGCGCAACCCGGCCAGCCAGGCUACCCAGGAGGACCAGGACAACCUACACAGCCCGGCUACCCAGGAGGACCAGGACAACCUACACAGCCCGGAUACCCAGGUCAACCAGGACAGCCAGGAUACCCAGGUCAACCAGGCCAACCAGGAACACCGGGCCAACCAGGCAAACCAGGCCAACCAGGAACACCAGGCGAACCAAGCAAACCCGGCCAGCCCGGCUACCCAGGAGGACCAGGACAACCUACACAGCCCGGCUACCCAGGAGGACCAGGACAACCUACACAGCCCGGAUACCCAGGUCAACCAGGACAGCCAGGAUACCCAGGUCAACCAGGACAGCCAGGAUACCCAGGUCAACCAGGCCAACCAGGAACACCGGGCCAACCAGGCAAACCAGGCCAACCAGGAACACCAGGACAACCAGGCAAACCCGGCCAGCCAGGCUACCCAGGAGGACCAGGACAACCUACACAGCCCGGAUACCCAGGUCAACCAGGACAGCCAGGAUACCCAGGUCAACCAGGUACACCAGGACAACCAGGCCAACCAGGCCAACCAGGAACACCGGGCCAACCAGGCCAACCAGGCACACCAGGCGAACCAGGCAAACCCGGCCAGCCAGGCUACCCAGGAGGACCAGGACAACCUACACAGCCCGGAUACCCAGGAGGACCAGGACAACCUACACAGCCCGGAUACCCAGGUCAACCAGGACAGCCAGGAUACCCAGGUCAACCAGGUACACCGGGACAACCAGGCCAACCAGGAAUACCGGGCCAACCAGGAACACCAGGCGAACCCGGCCAGCCCGGCUACCCAGGAGGACCAGGACAACCUACACAGCCCGGCUACCCAGGUCAACCAGGACAGCCAGGAUACCCAGGCCAACCAGGUACACCGGGCCAACCAGGCAAACCAGGCCAACCAGGAACACCAGGCGAACCAGGCAAACCCGGCCAGCCCGGCUACCCAGGAGGACCAGGACAACCUACACAGCCCGGAUACCCAGGUCAACCAGGACAGCCAGGAUACCCAGGUCAACCAGGACAGCCAGGAUACCCAGGUCAACCAGGUACACCAGGACAACCAGGCCAACCAGGCCAACCAGGAACACCGGGCCAACCAGGCCAACCAGGAAUACCGGGCCAACCAGGAACACCAGGCGAACCCGGCCAGCCCGGCUACCCAGGAGGACCAGGACAACCUACACAGCCCGGCUACCCAGGUCAACCAGGACAGCCAGGAUACCCAGGUCAACCAGGACAGCCAGGAUACCCAGGUCAACCAGGUACACCAGGACAACCAGGCCAACCAGGAACACCGGGCCAACCAGGCAAACCAGGCCAACCAGGAACACCAGGACAACCAGGCAAACCCAGCCAGCCAGGCUACCCAGGAGGACCAGGACAACCUACACAGCCCGGCUACCCAGGAGGACCAGGACAACCUAUACAGCCCGGAUACCCAGGUCAACCAGGACAGCCAGGAUACCCAGGUCAACCUGGUACACCAGGACAACCAGGCCAACCAGGUCAACCAGGAACACCGGGCCAACCAGGCAAACCAGGCCAACCAGGAACACCAGGACAACCAGGCAAACCCGGCCAGCCAGGCUACCCAGGAGGACCAGGACAACCUACACAGCCCGGAUACCCAGGUCAACCAGGACAGCCAGGAUACCCAGGUCAACCAGGACAGCCAGGAUACCCAGGUCAACCAGGACAGCCAGGAUACCCAGGUCAACCAGGUACACCAGGACAACCAGGCCAACCAGGAACACCGGGCCAACCAGGCAAACCAGGCCAACCAGGAACACCAGGACAACCAGGCAAACCCAGCCAGCCAGGCUACCCAGGAGGACCAGGACAACCUACACAGCCCGGCUACCCAGGAGGACCAGGACAACCUAUACAGCCCGGAUACCCAGGUCAACCAGGACAGCCAGGAUACCCAGGUCAACCUGGUACACCAGGACAACCAGGCCAACCAGGUACACCGGGCCAACCAGGCAAACCAGGCCAACCAGGAACACCAGGCGAACCAGGCAAACCCGGCCAGCCCGGCUACCCAGGAGGACCAGGACAACCUACACAGCCCGGCUACCCAGGAGGACCAGGACAACCUACACAGCCCGGAUACCCAGGUCAACCAGGACAGCCAGGAUACCCAGGUCAACCAGGUACACCAGGACAACCAGGCCAACCAGGCCAACCAGGAACACCGGGCCAACCAGGCCAACCAGGAAUACCGGGCCAACCAGGAACACCAGGCGAACCCGGCCAGCCCGGCUACCCAGGAGGACCAGGACAACCUACACAGCCCGGCUACCCAGGUCAACCAGGACAGCCAGGAUACCCAGGUCAACCAGGUACACCGGGCCAACCAGGCAAACCAGGCCAACCAGGAACACCAGGCGAACCAGGCAAACCCGGCCAGCCCGGCUACCCAGGAGGACCAGGACAACCUACACAGCCCGGCUACCCAGGAGGACCAGGACAACCUACACAGCCCGGAUACCCAGGUCAACCAGGACAACCCGGAUACCCAGGACAACCAGGACAGCCAGGAUACCCAGGUCAACCAGGUACACCGGGCCAACCAGGCAAACCAGGCCAACCAGGAACACCAGGCGAACCAGGCCAACCAGGCAAACCAGGCCAACCAGGAACACCAGGCGAAUCAGGCAAACCCGGCCAGCCCGGCUACCCAGGAGGACCAGGACAACCUACACAGCCAGUAUAUCCAGGACAACAAGGACAGCAAGGUCAACCCGGUUCACAAGGACAACCAGAAUACCCAGGACAACAAGGACAACUUACUGAUCAAAAACCCGGUGUAAAUGGAGAUAAUACUAUGGGACAACCUUCUGGAACUGGAGUACAACCUCCCGUCUAUCCUCCAUCAAGUCAAAUGCCACCGUUCCCGAUAUACGUCAUACCUUACCCCUUACCAAUUGUGCCAAGCCCUGGAUCAUGCCCUUGUUACCUUUUAAAUCCGGGCAAUAAUGACUCAAAUACUGUGUCACAGUCUCAAAAUAAUCAGAAUAGCAACCAAGCUUACACUCCUUAUGGAAUAAUAGGUUUUAUUCCAGUAGUUUUUGUACCCAAUUGCCCAGGAAAUAACACUGAAAUGCAAACGGCGCAACAGAACUUCCCCAAUGCAGUAUCAGUUCCAUACAACUGUGCUCAAUGCCAAGCAAGCAGAGAUGUGUAUCGAUACUUUGGAAGACUAAAUGGUGGGCGUAGUGUAGAUCUUAAUGAUUUGAAGGAAAUUAAAUCAUUGACAGAACUUGAAAAUCUAUUGAAAAAUGAAAUCAAACCACCCCGAAGAAGCCUUAAGAGGAUAGCCGUUCAUGCCAGAGUGCUCGAUGAAGUAACAAAUGACAAGAAGGUGAAAAAACACGUGAAAAAUCACACAUAAAUGCUUAGAUUUAUGGUUAGUAAAAUUUUAAAUAAGGUUAAGAGUUAUUUUGAGGUCGACCGACAAUAUCUUGGACGAUUUCAAAAUAUUUUACAAAUUUAAUAUUUAUUUUCUGAUAAGUUCAGAAAAGAAAGAUGAUUUUAAAUUCAAAAUAUCAUCAUUAAAUAUGACCAGUAUGUAAUAUUUACAAAUGUAAUUUGUACUUGACUUGAAUAAAUUUCUUUUUUAUAUUUUAAUACAUAGUUUUUUACAAUUUGUGGCAUAAACAAGGUCAAUUGUUUAGAUUUAAGAGUAAAUAAAUAAAUAUAUCUAUAAUUUA